AUGAAAACUAUUGUAGAAAAAGUGAAGCAUGGUCGUCCAUCAAGAUCCUCAAAACCUCAAGAAACUGUUGCUAAAUCUUCUUCGAAGAUUCAAGCGAAAGUUUCAAAAUCUUCAUCUAAAACAAAACCAGUAUUAAAA
This is a messenger RNA of Dentiscutata erythropus, 138 nucleotides long. NCBI's taxonomy places the organism in Eukaryota, Fungi, Glomeromycota, Glomeromycetes, Diversisporales, Gigasporaceae. The record is from the annotation of a GenBank genome assembly.